UUCGGACCUUUCUCGAACAACGAAAAUCCUUAUAAAAGAAAAUGCUAAUUAGAUUAAUUAGUUACUCUAUUAUAUCUUGUCCUCCUUGUAUUCCCUGAUGAUCUGGCAGACAACAAGACGAGGAGGUGUCAAAUUGCCGAAGUUGCGCAUAUUGUAUAUACAUGCAUAUAUGUAGGUAUACGGCAUCGGCAUUUCAGUACCGUGUUUACAAGAGAAAGCGGGAAGAGGUUACAACUAGGUUAGGCAGUUCCUGUCAAUUAAACCGAAUAAGUCAUUCAGGAUGAGUAAACGAUUGAAACUGAAUGUAUUGACAUCUUCGAAGUGUUUAAGAAGUCAAAAGAAGGUGACUGAUGCCGAUGCAUCCUCAUCCAAUACUUCACAUUAUUUUAAGCAUGAUAAUUUAUCACCAAUAAAGUCUGAAACAAAGAAGCGGUCUCCUGUUAAAAUUAGGUAUGAAAAGUCGGAUAUAGAAACCGUCAUGGACGAGAAGGUCAAGAUACCAACAGUAUUUGAUGCAAAUCAUGUAAAACUCGACGAGUUCGACGUGACGAGUGUGGACACUUCAAAGUCCAAGGUGUUGAAAGUAUUGGACGAGAGUGAUGGGAAGCUAAAUGUACCGACAAUUUUGAAUACAAAGAAUAACAAGCAUGCUGUCAAGAAGAGCAAAACUGAGUGGGUACCUGAUGAUUGGAUGCUUACGCUACAGAACAUUAAAGAUAUGCGAAAGAGUCAAACAGCACCAGUUGAUGAAUUGGGUUGCCACAAAUGUGCUGAUCCUAAUGCCAGUGCAUCAGUUAACAGAUAUCAAUGCUUAAUUGCCUUGAUGCUGAGUAGUCAAACAAAGGAUCAAGUAACGCAUGCAGCGAUGGAAAGGCUUAAAGCCUAUGGGUGUACACCAUCGGAAAUUGCAGCCACUCCGAACAAUGUCCUGGGGAAACUCAUAUACCCGGUUGGCUUCUGGAAGCGCAAGGUUGAGUACAUUAAGAAAACUUCUGAAAUUUUAAUUAAACGUUAUCAGGGAGAUAUUCCUAAAACAAUAAACGAACUUUGCCAGUUGCCUGGGGUAGGACCAAAGAUGGGACACAUAUGUAUGCAAAUUGCUUGGGGUAAAGUGUCAGGCAUUGGCGUGGAUACACAUGUACAUCGUAUAUGCAAUCGCUUACAAUGGGUUAAAAAGCCAACAAAAACUCCAGAAGAAACGAGAAUGAGUUUGGAAGAAUGGCUUCCACACCAUCUUUGGAGCGAAAUUAAUCAUUUGCUAGUUGGAUUUGGUCAAGAAAUCUGUCUACCGAGAUUUCCUAAAUGCAGCAAGUGCUCUAACAAAGAUCUGUGUCCUUAUGCAAGAGAGAAUUCUACAGCCAAAACAUAGUCAUGACAAAUAUAUUUCUUUUUGCCUUAAAGUAUAAGUCUUAUUAAUGUAAACCAUAAAAGAUAUAUUAGUCAUAAAUCUUCAA
Messenger RNA from Cephus cinctus (wheat stem sawfly), 1454 nucleotides. It is a transcript of the gene Nthl1, whose product is annotated as endonuclease III-like protein 1. Gene Ontology annotation, biological process: nucleotide-excision repair; base-excision repair, AP site formation; base-excision repair. The record is from RefSeq and is a predicted model, not a curated record. Bases 281 to 1369 code for a protein of 362 amino acids. Gene Ontology annotation, cellular component: nucleus. The transcript has 2 exons. Gene Ontology annotation, molecular function: 4 iron, 4 sulfur cluster binding; DNA binding; oxidized pyrimidine nucleobase lesion DNA N-glycosylase activity. Lineage: Eukaryota; Metazoa; Arthropoda; Insecta; Hymenoptera; Cephidae.